UUACCAUCUAAAUAUUUUAGUCUCUCUCUCUCUCCCUCCUUCCCCAAUUACCCAUCUCAACACAAAACACCAGCUAACAUAAAUCAUCUUCCUCUCUUGUCUCCUGUAGCUCUGAGCUUCACUCAUGGCUGCCUCAUCCUUUGCAGAUGGAGAAAAAGAUAUGGUGAAAGGUGGAAUGAUUCUACAAUCUACUGAGUCUCAAAACCCUAUGUUAGAUCCUUCACCAACGCCUUCACCAUCCGCAACAGCAACUGCACCAGCUUUGGUUCUGUCUAACUCAGGCAAAAGAAUGGAUCAAGCUGGGAAGAAAAAGUACGUGAAGCAAGUCACUGGUCGCCACAACGACACUGAGCUUCACUUAGCUGCUCAGCGUGGCGAUUUGUCGGCUGUGCAGCAGAUUCUCAAGGAUAUUAACUCUCAGAUGGAAGGGACUCUGAGCGGGGAAGAGUUUGACGCUGAAGUUGCUGAGAUCAGGGCUUCGAUUGUGACUGAGGUGAAUGAGUUAGGCGAGACCGCGCUCUUCACUGCUGCUGAUAAAGGUUAUCUUGAUGUUGUGAAAGAGCUUUUGAAGUAUUCGAGUAGAGAGAGUAUUGCUAAGAAGAACCGUUCUGGUUAUGAUCCUCUUCACAUUGCUGCCAUACAAGGUCAUCAUGCUAUUGUUGAGGUUUUACUAGAUCAUGAUUCGACGCUUAGCCAUACGUUUGGUCCAUCGAAUGCAACUCCGCUUGUGUCUGCGGCUAUGAGAGGACAUACGGAAGUUGUGAACCAGCUUUUAUCGAAAGCUGGGAACUUGCUUGAAAUUUCUCGGUCUAACCAUAAAAAUGCAUUGCAUCUAGCUGCAAGGCAAGGGCAUGUGGAUGUUAUAAAAGCUUUGCUAGUUAAAGAUCCUCACCUAGCGAGAAGGGUUGAUAAGAAAGGACAAACUGCACUUCACUUGGCUGUUAAAGGACAGAGCUCAGAAGUGGUGAAACUGUUGUUGGAUGCAGAUCCUGCCAUUGUUAUGCUUCCGGACAAGUCUUGUAACACGGCGUUACAUGUUGCCACAAGGAAAAAACGAGCAGAGAUUGUUGAACUAUUAUUGUCACUCCCUGAUACCAACGCCAAUGCUUUAACCCGAGAACGCAAGACAGCGCUUGACAUUGCAGAGGGGCUUCUACUCUCAGAAGAAUCUUCAUACAUAAAAGAGUCUCUUGCUCGCUGUGGAGCUCUCAGGGCAAAUGAGCUGAACCAGCCAAGAGACGAGCUGAGAAGCACUGUGACCCAAAUCAAGAACGAUGUUCAUAUCCAGCUGGAACAGACCAAAAGGACUAACAAGAACGUUCACAACAUUUCAAAAGAGCUCAGGAAACUCCACAGAGAAGGAAUCAACAACGCAACAAACUCAGUAACCGUUGUGGCUGUGCUCUUUGCAACCGUAGCUUUUGCCGCUAUCUUCACAGUACCGGGAGGUGACAACAACGACGGAUCAGCAGUGGUGGUGGGGCGAGCAUCAUUCAAGAUCUUCUUUAUCUUCAACGCAAUCGCAUUGUUUACUUCUCUGGCCGUCGUGGUGGUACAGAUCACGUUGGUGAGAGGAGAGACGAAAGCUGAGAAGAGGGUAGUUGAAGUGAUCAACAAACUGAUGUGGUUGGCGUCUAUGUGUACAUCUGUGGCGUUUCUUGCAUCGUCUUAUAUAGUGGUUGGGCGGAAGAACGAGUGGGCUGCAGAGCUUGUGACAGUGGUUGGUGGUGUGAUAAUGGCUGGUGUUCUUGGAACCAUGACUUAUUAUGUGGUGAAGUCGAAGAGGGUGAGGUCAAUGAGGAAGAGGAUCAAGAGUGCGCGUAGGAGUGGUUCCAACUCUUGGCAUCAUUCAGAUCACUCAAACUCUGAAGUCGAUCCAAUUUUCGCAAUCUAAGAUCAAUAAUCAUGUAAAUAUAUUUGGUGAAAGGAGCUAGACUAGACGAUCUUGUGACAAUAGGCAAACACAAUUGUCACAACUCUGUAAACACUGGUCAACUCAUCAUAUUCAAAAACUACGUU
Molecule: messenger RNA, 2019 nt
Organism: Brassica oleracea var. oleracea
Lineage: Eukaryota; Viridiplantae; Streptophyta; Magnoliopsida; Brassicales; Brassicaceae
Product: ankyrin repeat-containing protein At3g12360
Exons: 4
Coding region: 125-1894 (589 amino acids)
Cellular component (GO): plasma membrane
Molecular function (GO): protein phosphatase regulator activity; protein phosphatase 1 binding
Source: RefSeq, a predicted model, not a curated record